AUGCUGUGUCGAGACCUAUGCGACGUGUUUGCCCACAACAACGCGGUCAACACUGAAGUGUAUGCUUUAGACGAGCACGACCGACCUCGUGCUCAAGCCAGUGGCACCGACAAGCCCGACUUCUGGCGGAUGCCGCAAAUGUCUCCCAGAGUAGCCAACCGCCCGUGGCGGCUGGACCCGGACUAUUUCCAAAAAGUGUACAUCAGUGGGCUUGCCGUGGCCAAAAUGGCGAUCCACGCCAAGAGUGGAGGCAAUUUGGAGGUGAUGGGGAUGCUUACGGGUAAAAUUAUCCCCCAUGGCAUUGUGGUGAUGGAUGUCUACCAAUUGCCAGUGGAGGGCACGGAGACGCGUGUAAACGCUCAGGCGGAAGGUUACGAGUAUAUGGUCCAGUUCUCUGAGUUGCUGAAGGAAGUAGGCGGGCGCAGUGAGCACAUUGUUGGCUGGUACCAUACUCACCCAGGCUACGGGUGCUGGCUCUCAGGGAUCGAUGUGAACACCCAGGCAUUGCAACAAGGGUUCCAGGACCCUUAUUUAGCAAUUGUGGUUGACCCCCACCAGAGUUCAAAGCAAAAUAAAGUGGAAAUCGGUGCUUUCCGUACCUACCCUGAAGGGCACAAGCCGAAGAAGGAAGAACAGCUGAAGCUUUCUCAGAAGGAUUUACCCGCGAAUAAGCGUAAGGAUUUCGGUACUCAUGCGGACCGCUACUACUCGCUUGCCAUCGAGAUCUUCCACUCCUCCGCCGACGAUAUCGUUAUCCCCACUCUUUUGGCGUCAGAAGAUAACAAUUUGACCCACUUAACGACGCUGCUUGCUGACACCACUGAAGGUACUGCACUUGAAGUUAAGGAUGACCAUUUAAACCGCAUUGGCGAGCUCACCCGCAACAUCGCUGCUGCCGAUAUCCUGGUGAGAGAUGUCCGCAACAAACAGUACAUGCGCAAGUUUCUGCAACAGUUCCAGCUGCUUGCCAACAAGCGCAUUGUCAGAGAAGACCGUGGGUGUCCUUGGAUUCACCAGGGGGUUGAUGAUAGCGAUGAUGACGGGCGCGACGUUAUCAUGGGCGACGACAUUGCCGACGACGAGAGCGAUUUGGAGCGCAAAAGUUACCACAUGAGCGAUGGCGAUGACGCGGUGCUGAUGGACCUGAACCUGGCGUUUGACGAUAUGGAGGACGAGCAGUCACCGAGAGAAGUGCUGCUUCGCCGUGAAGUGCUGAAGCGGCUGUUGCGCAAACGUCCGUUGGAGAACCAGCUGGCAAUGGCUAGAGCAAUGGCACGAGCGGUGAAGGAUCAGAAUGUCCAGAUUAAUGAGAAUAAGCUCUUUGGUCCCGCGAUUAAGCUGGCCAACCGAGCCAUCGCUAAGCGUGAAGCCCAAGAGUUGAUGACUUUACUGGUCCAACAAUCACUCUUCGGGUAA
Diutina rugosa is the source of this 1416-nucleotide messenger RNA. RefSeq names its product COP9 signalosome catalytic subunit (gene JAB1). Lineage: Eukaryota; Fungi; Ascomycota; Pichiomycetes; Serinales; Debaryomycetaceae. The record is from RefSeq and is a predicted model, not a curated record. The transcript has a single exon. Gene Ontology annotation, biological process: protein deneddylation. Bases 1 to 1416 code for a protein of 471 amino acids. Gene Ontology annotation, molecular function: protein binding; metallopeptidase activity; deNEDDylase activity. Gene Ontology annotation, cellular component: cytoplasm; COP9 signalosome.